AUGGCUGAAGGAGAUGGCCCGACUGUGGGCUCAAACUAUCUUCCCCUACCUGUCGAAGUUUUCUCUUUCAUCGAAAGCAUGUCAACGUCCACUUCGCUCCGUCUAUUCUCUAUCAAAUUCCCGCAAUCUCUCCUCCACCAUCACAACCACCCAAUCUUCAAAACCCUAGUUCUAUCAACACCCCCAAUUAUACCUUCGAAACUGUCAUUACUCAAGUCGAUCUCUUUCCAAAAACUCGCCACCAAGCCUGUCUCUUCAUCCCAAUCAUCUUCACCUUCUGUUUCUCUUCAACCCAUUGAAGAACUCCCUCCAAAACUUCAAGAAAUUGUCAAACUUUUCCAAGCAGUUCAACAACCGAAGGCCAAGUACGAACAACUCUUAUUCUAUGGUCGAAACUUGAAACCCUUAGAUUCCCGAUUCAAGACCACUGAAAAUAAGGUUCAGGGUUGUGUCUCACAGGUUUGGGUUAGAGCAUACAUUGACUCGCACAAAAACGUUGUUUUUGAAGCCGAUUCGGACUCGGUACUCACCAAAGGACUCGCUGCUCUGCUUGUUCAAGGGCUUUCGGGCCGGUCCGUCCAAGAGAUUUUACGGGUUUCCCCCGAUUUUGUGGUGCUUCUUGGCUUGCAACAGAGUCUAACGCCUUCGAGGAAUAAUGGGUUCUUGAAUAUGUUGAAGCUGAUGCAAAAGAAGGCUUUACAAUUAUAUGUUGAAAGUGAAAAAGGUGGUGAAUUGGGUAGUGAAGUAUCAAAAGAAAGUGAAAACCCAGUUGAAAGUUCAAAUUUGGGGUUGAAGAGUGAUGAUGGUAUCGGUGAUUCGAAGGCUAAUGUGAGUUCUGAAGUGGGUAUUGAUGAUAUGAGAUCAAACACUGGGGAUGGAGGUGUUUUGGGGAGUAGAGGAAUGAGAAUUAAAGAGAGAUUGGAGCGAGAGCUUAAGCCUAUUGAAUUGGAAGUUGAAGAUAUAUCAUAUCAGCAUGCUGGGCAUGCCGGGGUUAGGGGUAGUGAUGGCGAGACACAUUUUAAUGUGAAGGUGGUUUCGAAAGAGUUUGAAGGGAAGAGUUUGGUUAAGAGGCAUAGAUUGAUUUAUGGUUUGCUGCAAGAUGAAUUGCAGACUGGACUACAUGCAUUGUCGAUUGUGGCAAAGACGCCAUCGGAAGUCUGA
Messenger RNA from Ilex paraguariensis (yerba mate), 1161 nucleotides. Lineage: Eukaryota; Viridiplantae; Streptophyta; Magnoliopsida; Aquifoliales; Aquifoliaceae. The record is from the annotation of a GenBank genome assembly.